Molecule: messenger RNA, 639 nt
Organism: Laccaria bicolor S238N-H82
Lineage: Eukaryota; Fungi; Basidiomycota; Agaricomycetes; Agaricales; Hydnangiaceae
Exons: 1
Coding region: 1-639 (212 amino acids)
Source: RefSeq, a predicted model, not a curated record
AUGCCCAAUAAACGUCCUACGGGCGGUCGCAGCAUUUUCAGAAACACUGAACGUCUACCAUCCCGGAACGUUGCCUCAGAAGGGAAGUACCCACGAGCGGUCGAAGACGACGACCGCACACUUGUGGACGGACAGUAUUCGGAUAUUGUGUACAUUCGCGCGUUAGACGACGAUGACUUGGAUCUCUAUGUCCGUACAGAGGAAGACGAAGAUAUGGAAGCGCGUUAUUUCGAUGACGAGGAUCUCUAUUACGCGCGGUUUGAAGACGUGGAAGAGGAUGAGGAUGAUGAGGUGAAGACGCGGUAUUUUGACGCGGAGGAUCUUUAUGAGCAGGAAGAAGAAGAGGGGUCAGAUGAUAGAGACCUGGACGAAGAGCUGUAUGAAAGGGACGACGAUGAGAUUACCCUCCGAGAUGAGAUAGAUAAGCUCGACGCGCGCAUGGAGGAAAUUGAGGAACUCUUGGCAAGCAUGGCGGAGCGCACCUCGAAGGCGGCUGAGCCAGAAGCUCGCUUGUGCUCUUUCGGGUCUUGUAAUCGACGACCACGUCUUAAAAGCCCUCUAUUUAUCAGACUUCGGGAUAACCUCGAACAGCAGAUGCUAUCGAAGACUAUUGAAUUCGGGGACGAUUUGUUUUUUUGA